AUGCCGGCUAUUGAAUUAACAAGUCCCUAUUCCAUAGAACUUGCUAACGUUAAACCUAUAACUAGUCACCAAAUCAUUCGUGAUUGUCCUUUAAUUCUUAACGACCACCAAUUCCUUAUUGACCUACUACCGGUAGAGCUCGGAAGUUUCGAUAUAGUAGUGGAAAUGGACUGGUUGUCCAAGUACAAGGCGGAGAUUAUAUGUGAGCAAAAGAUGGGAGAGAAGUCUGGUACCAUAUUAAACCUUAUAUCCCACCUUAAAGUGUUGAAAGGUAUACAUCAAGGAUGUGAUGUGUUCUUAGCAAGUGUAAUGACGACCGAACCAGAAGAACAACGUAUUAAGGAUAUUCCAAUAGUGUGUGAUUACCCAGACGUGUUUCCUGAUGAAUUGCCCGGAUUGCCACCCAAUCGGCAAGUCGAGUUCCGUAUCGACUUAAUACCGGGAGCAGCUCCAAUUGCAAAAGCCCCUUACUGUUUAGCACCUUCAGAGAUGCGAUAA
Messenger RNA from Helianthus annuus (common sunflower), 498 nucleotides. RefSeq lists its product as uncharacterized. The transcript is spliced from 2 exons. Bases 1 to 498 code for a protein of 165 amino acids. The record is from RefSeq and is a predicted model, not a curated record. NCBI's taxonomy places the organism in Eukaryota, Viridiplantae, Streptophyta, Magnoliopsida, Asterales, Asteraceae.